Messenger RNA from Leptosia nina, 1533 nucleotides. NCBI's taxonomy places the organism in Eukaryota, Metazoa, Arthropoda, Insecta, Lepidoptera, Pieridae. The record is from the annotation of a GenBank genome assembly.
AUGGCGCCAACAAGGUUGGCAUCGAAGUCGAUCGGCAUUAAUGAGAACAUGAAUGGCAUUGUGAGCCAUGGCAUUACGACAAGAAGUAAGCAAUUAGCUUCUUUGAAGACCUACAAAGACAGCCUUAAGGCGCCAAACAAGAGAAAAGCUGAUAGCCCCUUAAAAGACAUGACCGCCAAAAGAGCUGCUUUUGGAGAUAUCACCAACGCUUUCAACAAAUCCGUAGCAAAUGAAAAGGAUAAAAGCAUGGCUAUGAAAAAAGUAACAGUGGAGAGCAAAAUGCUCCCAGUUGUAAAGAGCAUCAAACCUCAGACAACAGUAAAUGGCAAAACAUCAAAAGCUAAGCAACUACAAAAGGUAGCCACAAAUGCCAUUGAAAGUGUUCAAAGGCAUUUUGUCAAAGAAUUUCCAUCAAAGCCUAUUACAACACGAGCACAGAAUGGCAUCCUCAAAAAUAUUAUCAGAAAAUCACUUGAUAAGGAGAAUCAAAAUCAAAGUCAUUGCUCUGCAAAAUCUACCCGCAGUGAUGUUUCAGAGGCAUCCUUGUAUACAACAGCUUUAGAAAACAAUAGCCCAAAUGAAACAAAAGAGGAAUACAAAACUAUUAGUGAAAAAUUGGACAAAGUGAACUUGGAUGACUCCUGUAGGUCCCUGGAUGAAGAAACCGAAACGCCCCACCAAGUGCCUGAGGGUGUAGUUGACUUUGACUUGGAGAACUGGAAUGAUCAUUUCCAAGUGUCUUGCUAUGCUAUGGACAUAUUCAACUAUUUAAAGACUAGAGAACCCCUUUUUCCAAUUGACGACUACUUGGUACGAAUGAGAGGAAUCACAUCUUGGAUGAGGGCUCUCCUUGUGGAUUGGAUGGUUGAGGUUCAGGAGAGUUUUGAACUUAACCAUGAAACUCUAUACCUCGCUGUAAAGCUGGUAGAUCUAUUUCUGACGCGCUCAAGCAAAAUGCAACCAGAGAGAGAGCAUCUUACUAAGGAAGAGCUACAGUUACUAGGAGCAUCUGCCCUCUUUAUUGCUUCUAAAUUUGAUGAAAGAAUUCCACCACUAGUAGAUGACUUCCUAUACAUCUGUGAUGGAGCUUACACCCUCAACCAGCUACUUAAGAUGGAAAUGAAAAUCUUGAAGACUAUAAACUACGACCUUGGCGUCCCACUGUCGUACAGAUUCUUACGGAGAUACGCCAGGUGUGCUCGGGUGUCCAUGCCGACCUUGACUCUGGCGCGGUUCGUCCUAGAACAGUGUUUGUUGGAGUACAACCUCGCUCCUUUAUCUGAUAGUAAGAUGGCUGCUGCUGCUCUUUACCUUGCUCUUAGAAUGAAGAACAUCUCACACUGGACCAAUACAUUGGAGCACUAUACCGGAUAUACACUAAAAGAAAUCCUCCCCAUUGCACUACUUCAAAAUGCUGUACUUCACAAAAAACCCAAGUCCGCAAUCAGUACUGUCCGGAAUAAAUAUUCUCAUACAAUAUUCUUUGAAGUAGCCAAAGUGCCCCUGGUCGAUGAUUCCGUUUUGACCAGCUGA